UUCGGCUCUUCAACCUCAAACUUUGGGUGGGAGGCAAUAGAAGGAUGGCUGCUUCUGUCAGUGGAGGAGCCUCUAGUGCUUUCGGUAGAGUAGGGUACGUGUGGCCCUGUGGGUGACCAUAUGAAUUUCUGCUGUCGCUUACCUUGCGUAUGGGGAUCUUUGGAAAGUCAUGGGUGCACUUACAGAUUUCUUCAAGUCUUCCAUCGAUGAUUGGGUGAAAGAUACUCAAAUGAACGAACUUAUUUGAAAGUUGGGGACUUGGAACUUUUGAGAUCACCAUCCACUAUGAAAGUUUUGAUGACAUGACAGCAACGAUCUGUAUGCAGAGAAUAUACAAAUAUUGCUAGUUCUGUGAAAACGAAUCAGAGAGGAAUCUCAACGUCGCCUGUGGCGUUGCGAAGAGAGGUACGGAAUCUCUUCCACUAUUGGUUCUCAGUUUUCAGGAAUGUAAUCAUUUGUAAGGCACGACAGAAAAACAAUCAUCUUGAUUGCGACAAGGAUCAACUAUCAACGGCGUAGCAGUUGCUUCAGGUUAGUAGUGGGAACCCCCGAAUAUUCCAUCACCAGUCUAUAUAUUAAACCAACCUGAGCUCAGCUCCCUUGAAGAAUUAGAUUCAAGAGACUGAGAGAAUGAUAGGCAGCAUUGAACUGUUGUUUACCAUCUUCAUGGUGUUGGCAAUACUGGGAGGAGUUUUGGGGUAUUUGUACUGGCCCUACUGGGGAAUGAGAAGGCUACCUGGCCCACCUACUAUCCCUCUGGUAGGACACAUUCCCUUGAUGGCAAAGUAUGGUCCUGAUGUAUUCUCGGUUCUUGCCAAAGAGUAUGGCCCUAUUUUCAGGUUUCAUAUAGGUAGACAACCACUCGUAAUUGUAGCAGAUGCAGAGCUUUGUAGGGAAGUUGGAAUAAAGAAAUUCAAAGACAUUAAGAACAGAAGCAUUCCAUCUCCCCUUGCAGCUUCCCCUCUCCAUCAGAAGGGUCUCUUUUUAACCAGGGAUGCAAGAUGGGCUACGAUGCGAAACACUAUAUUGUCAAUGUAUCAACCAUCACACUUAGCCAGUCUUGUGCCUACAAUGCAGUCAUUUGUUGAAUGUGCAACUCAAAAACUUGCCUCCACAGCGGAAGUAGAAGAAGAUAUUACCUUUUCCGACAUCUCCCUUCAAUUGGCUACGGAUGUAAUAGGACAAACUGCAUUUGGUGUCAACUUUGGCCUUUCUAAACCACAAUCCAUCGGCAAGUCAAUGGAAAAGAUUGAUGGAAAAUACAACAAUGACAAUGAAGUCUCGGACUUCCUCAACCAACACAUAUAUUCCACAGCACAACUUAAGCUGGACUUUUCGGGUUCCUUAUCGAUCAUACUAGGACUACUUGUCCCCAUACUCCAGUGGCCGUUUUGGCAGAUGUUGAAGAGAAUUCCUGGCACUAUGGACAGAAAAAUCGAACGUAGUAACUGGCAUUUGACUAGCCGGCUUGAUGCGGUUGUGGAAAAGAGAAUGAAAGACAGCGGACGAGGUUCAAAAGACUUCUUGUCACUCAUACUGAAUGCAAGGGAGUCGGGGAGGGUUUCGAAAAAUAUUUUCGCACAGGAUUACAUUAGUGCACUUGCUUAUGAGCAUCUCCUUGCCGGGUCGACCACCACAGCAUUCACAUUGUCUUCAGUUGUCUACUUGGUUGCUGGACAUCCCGAAGUUGAAAAAAAGUUGCUGGCAGAGAUCGAUGGAUUUGGACAGCCAGAUCAGAUGCCAACUGCUAGUGAUCUCCAACACAACUUUCCUUAUCUUGAUCAGGUUGUUAAAGAGGCAAUGAGGUUUUACAUGGUUUCCCCAUUAGUUGCAAGAGAAACAUCUAAAGAAACUGAAAUAGGCGGCUAUCUUCUACCGAAGGGGACUUGGGUUUGGUUAGCCCUCGGAGUUUUAGCGAAAGAUCAAAAGAACUUCCCAGAGCCAGAAAAGUUCAGGCCAGAGAGGUUUGAUCCAAGUUGCAAAGAAGAGAAACAAAGGCAUCCAUAUGCCUUUUUACCGUUUGGACUCGGGCCUCGAACCUGCAUUGGUCAGAAAUUUGCCGUGCAAGAAAUAAAGCUUGCACUGAUUCACUUAUACCGGAAGUAUGUGUUCCAGCACUCUCCAUUUAUGGAGGUGCCUCUGCAGCUUGAAUAUGGCAUUGUUCUCAAGUUCAAGAAUGGCGUCAAGCUUCGAGUCAUAAAGCGGACAUGAUGCAAGAAUCAUUCUUCCACUCGCCCGAUCAGACCUUAUAAUACUUAUCACUCACUUAAGAAGGCAACUGAAAGAUUAGAUAUACAGAAUGUAUUAGCCAUCUUCGAUGUAGAUUAUGUGAUAUAAAUCUUCAAUUUGAAUCUAA
Messenger RNA from Pyrus x bretschneideri (Chinese white pear), 2356 nucleotides. RefSeq names its product cytochrome P450 711A1-like. The record is from RefSeq and is a predicted model, not a curated record. The transcript is spliced from 5 exons. Bases 631 to 2211 code for a protein of 526 amino acids. Lineage: Eukaryota; Viridiplantae; Streptophyta; Magnoliopsida; Rosales; Rosaceae. Gene Ontology annotation, molecular function: heme binding; monooxygenase activity; iron ion binding.